Molecule: messenger RNA, 2004 nt
Organism: Lotus japonicus
Lineage: Eukaryota; Viridiplantae; Streptophyta; Magnoliopsida; Fabales; Fabaceae
Product: protein NRT1/ PTR FAMILY 5.2-like
Exons: 4
Coding region: 11-1894 (627 amino acids)
Biological process (GO): transmembrane transport
Cellular component (GO): membrane
Molecular function (GO): transmembrane transporter activity
Source: RefSeq, a predicted model, not a curated record
GAAACCUUGCAUGAUUCUCCACACAAGACAAGAGCCAAUUAAAGUCGAUGCGAUCUUGUCCAGCAUCAUGUCAUUGGUAGAUGAAGAGAAAGGCCUUGGCAGCAGAAAGGAAGAUUACACUCAAGAUGGCACUGUGGACCUCAAAGGUGGGCCAGUUUUAAGAUCAAAGACUGGAUCAUGGAAAGCUUGUUUCUUCAUAGUAGGGUAUGAAUUGUUUGAGAGAAUGGCUUACUACGGCAUAUCAACAAACUUGGUGGUGUAUCUAGGGAAGAAACUCCAUCAGGGUACUGUUACAUCUUCAAACAACGUUAGCAACUGGGCUGGGGUAGUGUGGACAAUGCCACUCGCAGGAGCUUACAUAGCUGAUGCCCAUCUUGGCCGAUAUUGGACAUUUGUAAUUGCAUCAUGCAUUUAUCUUUGGGGAAUGUGUUUGCUGACUCUAGCAGUUUCACUACCAGCACUGAGGCCGCCGGCAUGUGCUCAAGGUGUGGAAAACCAAGAUUGCCCACAGGCAUCGCCAUUGGCAAAAGGCGUUUUCUUCCUUGCCUUGUACAUAAUUGCAGUAGGCACUGGGGGAACAAAGCCCAACAUUUCAACCAUGGGGGCAGACCAAUUUGACGAGUUCGAGCCUAAAGAGAGAACCCAUAAGUUUUCCUUCUUUAAUUGGUGGGUUUUUAGUAUCCUUAUCGGUGUCCUUUUCGCCGCUACUUUCUUGGUUUAUAUCCAAGACAAUGUUGGUUGGGGCGUUGGAUAUGGCCUUCCAACAAUUGGGCUCGCUUUUUCAGUAUUGUUGUUUCUGGUAGGAACUCCAUUUUAUAGGCACAAAUUGCCCUCAGGAAGCCCUAUAACAACAAUGCUUCAGGUUUUUGUUGCUGCUGGGAUAAAGUGGAAAGCAGUUGUCCCUGAUAAUCCAAAACAGCUACAUGAGCUGAGUAUGGAAGAGUAUGUAACUAGCAGGAGAAACAGAAUUGAUCACACAUCAUCAUUCAGAUUCCUAGAUAGAGCGGCUAUAAAGACUGGAAAAACUUCUCCGUGGAUGCUUUGUACAGUGACCCAAGUAGAGGAAACCAAGCAAAUGACAAAAAUGAUUCCUAUUUUGAUCACUACAAUUAUUCCAUGCAGCUUGGCAAUUCAAACAAGCACACUAUUCAUUACCCAAGGCACCACGCUAGACAGGAGAAUGGGACCCCAUUUUGAAAUCCCUCCGGCAGGUCUUUCAGCAGUUAUGACUGUUUUCACGUUGAUAAGUAUCCCAAUCUAUGACUGUGCUUUUGUUCCGGCGAUGCGUCAGUACACAAAGAACCCCAGAGGGAUCGCAAUGCUUCAGAGACUAGGAGCUGGUCUUGUGAUGUACAUAAUUACAAUGGUCACUGCAUGGUUGAGUGAGAGGAAGAGACUCAGUGUUGCCAGAGAAUACAACCUUUUAGGCCAGCAUGAUAAGAUUCCUCUUACGAUUUUUAUCCUCCUCCCUCAGUUUGCCUUGACAGGGGUUGCUAAUAACUUCGUCGAUAUUGCCAUGUUGGACUUCUUCUAUGAUCAAGCACCAGAAGGCAUGAAAAGCCUUGGAAUAUCAUAUUCCACAACCAGUACAGCUUUAGGAUGUUUUUUCAGUAGCUUUCUGCUCUCAACUGUGGCUGAUCUAACCAAGAAACACGGUCACAAGGGUUGGGUUUUGGAUAAUCUAAACGUCUCCCACUUAGAUUAUUAUUAUGCAUUCAUGGCGAUACUGAGCGUAGCCAACUUCCUUUGCUUUCUGGUUGCUGCCAAGCUGUUUGCCUAUAAUGUUGAUGUAAUACACAAAAAAUCAGGCUUGGAGAUGAACCAUGCAUCUCUGGACAGUGCUAGAAUAUGCCAAAGCAGUGAAAGCACAGCACAACCAGAUGCCAAGUACUAGGAGAAACACAUCCAAAUUCUCUGUUUUAACUAUCUCUUCACAUCACUUAUAGCUUACAAUAACUAUCUCAAGUUCAAUUAUCCUAUAUGCAAUAAAAAAGUGGUUUCCAA